AUGCCCGGGCUCCCAGCUUCCGUCGACCUCGACGAGUGCAUCUCGCGCUUAUAUAAGAGGGAACUUCUCGCCGAAUCCGUCAUCGAGGCCAUUUGCGCCAAAACGAAAGAGCUGCUGAUGCGCGAGAGCAACGUCGUUCACGUUCGCGCCCCCGUCACCGUCGUCGGCGAUAUCCAUGGUCAAUUCUACGACCUGAUCGAGAUCUUCAAGAUUGGUGGCUGGUGUCCAGACACCAACUACUUGUUUCUGGGAGACUACGUCGACCGCGGUAUGUUCAGUGUCGAAACGAUAUCUUUGCUUGUGUGCUUGAAACUUCGAUACCCCAAUCGCGUGCAUUUGAUUCGAGGCAACCAUGAGUCUCGCGGCGUCACCCAGUCCUAUGGUUUCUAUACCGAAUGUUCAAGAAAAUACGGAAACGCCAACGUAUGGCACUACUUUACCGACAUGUUCGACUUUCUGACUUUGAGCGUGGUCAUCAACGACAAGAUCUUCUGCGUCCACGGCGGCCUCUCCCCAUCCAUUCACUCCAUCGACCAAAUCGUAAUCAUCGACCGUUUCCGCGAGAUUCCUCACGAAGGCCCCAUGGCCGACCUAGUCUGGUCUGAUCCCGAUCCCGAGCGCGACGAGUUCUCUCUCAGUCCACGUGGAGCUGGCUAUACCUUUGGCGCACAAGUGGUCAAGAAAUUCUUGGCUGUAAACAAUAUGGACCACAUUCUGAGAGCACACCAGCUAUGCCAGGAGGGCUUCCAAGUUCUAUACGACGAUCGCUUGAGUACAGUAUGGAGUGCGCCUAACUACUGCUACCGAUGUGGAAAUAUGGCUAGUGUUCUGGAGGUCAGCGAUACCGGCGAGAGGUUUUUCAACGUCUUUGCUGCAGCACCAGAGAAUGACCAGCAUAAAGACAUGCAGCUGGGUGGUGGAGAGAAGCAGGCAGAUGGCAACUCCCUUCCCGAUUACUUUCUGUAA
Colletotrichum costaricense is the source of this 966-nucleotide messenger RNA. RefSeq names its product calcineurin-like phosphoesterase. Gene Ontology annotation, cellular component: FAR/SIP/STRIPAK complex. The transcript has 4 exons. Lineage: Eukaryota; Fungi; Ascomycota; Sordariomycetes; Glomerellales; Glomerellaceae. Gene Ontology annotation, molecular function: protein serine/threonine phosphatase activity. Bases 1 to 966 code for a protein of 321 amino acids. The record is from RefSeq and is a predicted model, not a curated record.